AUGUUAAGUGCAUUAAGUAUAGUGGUAUCCAGCGUAUAUUUGAAAAACCACAUUUGUAUACAAGCUAAUACUGAAGAUGACUCCGGUUAUGAGAUACAGACAACCAAGUUCUUUAUGAUUGCAGUACACCACCACCCCACUGGACUGCUUAAGACAGCUAAAAGUGUUGGAUUUCAAUAUCCUACUACAUUAAGAUUAUUCCACAUCGGUUAUGUUCUAGGCGUAAUAUAUGGAUUCUUGUUCUCACUCAUCUUAACAGCGAGAGAAAACUACUACUCAGAUGCUAGUCUAAUCAGUAGCAUCGUACUUGGAGUUAUCAUCUCUGAGACAGGAUUAUUUAUCAGCUUUUUCUGGGGAGUAUAUACUACGAGUUGGACUACUGGUUUAGAUCUUGAAGGUCUUUGUUUACCGGAUCCAAGUUCUCUUGUGCUUUUCAUGACCAUCAUGUUAAGUGCAUUAAGUAUAGUGGUAUCCAGCGUAUAUUUGAAAAACCAACAUUUGUAUACAAGCUGUACGAAUAUCAUGACAUUCACUUUGGUAGUCGCCUUCUUAAUGUUAGUCU
Molecule: messenger RNA, 562 nt
Organism: Besnoitia besnoiti
Lineage: Eukaryota; Apicomplexa; Conoidasida; Eucoccidiorida; Sarcocystidae
Exons: 2
Source: RefSeq, a predicted model, not a curated record